Molecule: messenger RNA, 3255 nt
Organism: Pseudo-nitzschia multistriata
Lineage: Eukaryota; Bacillariophyta; Bacillariophyceae; Bacillariales; Bacillariaceae
Source: the annotation of a GenBank genome assembly
UUAUAUUUUUGGGCACGUUGUGUUUUGUAAUGAUGUCCCAAGUGGCCAUAAUGUACAGCAAUCAUUCCAUUUUCUUGAAGCUCGACGACGUGAUGGACGCUAUACACCCCAUCAAUUCAAUUCUUAUGAACUCGACACAGAUCCGUCCCGACGACAAUCGCGCCAUCUCCACUGCGAUGAAAAACGAAAUGACCGACGACGCCGUGUCGGAGGAUGCAAGCAAUCCUUACAACGUUGGGGCUAAAGAUGGUGUUUUCUUUUCCAACGUAUCCUAUGACUUCCGCGAGUGUACUUCUCCCGAAAGCCACGUGCCAUGGCCACUAGAGGGCGAUAUUCAGUCCAAAACAUCGGCGAUUACAUGUGGCAUGAGUGCCGACACGCCAUUUUCUCGUUUUUUUUCGAGUCAAUUGUGGAAAACCAAAUUUGAACCAUUGAUCAAACAGUGCAACAAGCUGGUCGUUUUCGGCGUGGCCUUCGGAGGAAAUUUUGUGAAGGAUUUAGAUGCACCACACGUACAGAAAUUGGUUAAUGCGACAGAUUUGGAACGUCGGCAUGGAAGAUGUUUCUUCAUACUGACUACAGAGAAUGACGUUGUAAGAAAUCAGCAUAUCGUCGACAAAUACAACGGCAAGGAUCGAUCUUUCAUCGAUCCUAUUGCUGUCGGCCACAAUACCCUGGUUCCAAUCCCUGACGACAUAUUGCCUUACAAAAACCCACGGAGAAAUGUCAAACUUCUGAAAUAUGUGGGUCAAUAUUUGUUCCAAAAUGCCGAAACUGUAAUAUGGCAAGACGCCAAAUUUUUUCGAGACGAUUUUGUCAGCAAACAACCCAUGAAUUAUUUGGAUCUCACUGACGAUGAUUCUUGCGUUACAGCCAUGGCGUUGCCCGUCCACAAGAUCACGGUUGGACUCGAAAAUAUCCGAAAUGGUAUGCAAAAGCACGGUCGUUAUCGAGCCCAGUACGAACACCACUGCAUGACCAUCAUUGCAGCUCUUAGCGAUAGGCCAAACGUGACCGACAGCUCGGAUAACCUCAUUCGUCAGUGCGAUGCCUACCUCCAGCAUGUGUACCAGGAAAAGGGAAACAUAGAAACUAUGAAUCAGGGAUUGGUCGACUCUGCGUUUAUCGUUUGGAACCAUAAGACGCAAGUUUGUCGAGAUUUCAGCAGUGCAUUCCGAUGUACUAUCGUUGAUCAAAUCCAGUGCCAUUCCGAUCGAGACCAAGUUGGCAUCCCUUUUGCCAUGUACAAAAUGGGAGUUGCAGGAAUGUACCGACAGCACACAGGAGGAAAAUUAAAAACAGUGGAUGAAAAGUGGGACCCUCGAAUUCAUGAUUUGGAAUUUAUUGUCACCGAGGAAGACAAAGCGAAAACAAAUCACAGCCUAGCCGUCACCGGGAAUGAUGGGAAUGACGAAGAACCUCCCACCAUGAUUAGGGUGACAAGAUCGUCAUGUCACUGGUACUUUUCGCGUCUGGGAAACUGUCGGACCGAUCUGACGGACGAGAAACCCACUAUAGCCCUCCUAGUAGCAGGGUCUGCUAAGCGGUUUGUCCUUGACGGUUUGACAGAACAUUUUAUCAAGCCACUCGUCGAGGAACAGAAUACAAAGGUUGAUUAUUACCUUAUGCUGAGCGUGAAGCAAGGACUAGCGUACCGGAGCAACGACGCUUAUAUGAAAUACCAAACAUUUGAUCCAGCAUUUGGUGAAAUAAGGAAUGAAAAGAAUACGGAUGUCGUUACGGCAUUUUUAUUUGACAAAAUUCGAAAGAUGAUAAGUUUGUCGGGUGCGAACGUCGGAGGAAUCCACAUCCAACCUCAGCCGAUGAGACUCGAUCAUCCUAAGUUGCGAAGGAAGCAAUUAGAGGCCAAGAAAGCUCGACCAAAAGAGGACUCGUACUUUCGGUUCCCAACAUUGGAUCUACGGCCGGAAUUCCGUAGGCGGACAGCGGUGACAAACCGUAAUUUGUUCAAACUUUACCUCGGUAUUCACAAGCUUUGGGACAAGCACCUGAUUUCAUCCGAAACCUACAUUGGUGUAUCAUACGACUACGUAAUGAUAUUGCGAGAAGAUGUUAUGUGGUUGGGCGAUUUCAACCUGGAGAAGUUGAUUGCAACGAAUCCACAAGCAGACGCGUAUGUGGUGUCAUGCGACAUCAGACACCAGAAAGAUUCUCAGAUAAUAGAAAACGAAUACAGCGAUUAUGGAAUCGUCAUCAAACGCGAGAAGGCAACCUUAUUAGGCAAAUACUUUACACACAUACUGAGAACUGAUCUCAACGCGUGUCACGAAAGCGUCAAAGACAUGGUCCCACCAGACACGGGAUGCAACAGUGGAAUGUUAUUGUACUGGAUUAUGAAAGAACACGAUGUUAAGGUGCAGCGAGUCGCUCAAUCGGUGUUUCCAAUUGAACGUGCAUUCAACUUAAAUCUCAACCAGACAACACAGAGGUGCAUUCAUAGAUACUGUCAAAGCAAAGAAGCUCCGCUGCAGAUCCCAGACGACCUGCCGAUUUGUAGCAACUUAGAAUUACAAUAAAUGUAACUGUUAAUAUGUCUACGAUAUAAUUUUCAUUUUUCACAAGACGCAAAACGAGAUUGUUCCGGAAAAGUGCCUUUUUGCGUAAAAACAACAGCGCGUGAUGAAAGAGAUUUUUUCUUUUCAACUACUACUAUCUGCUGAAUGGAACGUACUUACCACUUAGCUGCUCGUGGUUGGGUUGUGCGAUCGUUAUUCGGGAUUUCGGAUUUCUUCACCGUCAUGAUUUUUGUACAGCAGAACGGUUACAGUAGGUAUUUUAGGUAAACAAAUUCUUCUCGGCUAGAAGUACGAAGUAGUAAAUUACACGAAGAGAAGAGGUUGUGAAAUAGUGGCAUGCUCAUUGCUGUACCGUCGUAUGAAUACAUGGAUCACAAUAAAGAGCCACUUAGUUUCAAUGAUGAGAAGGUAAUGAGUUUGGUAAGUCUGCUUCAUAAUAUUCCAUAUAACCUUUGAAAUAGUGGCAUAUUCUUCAUUUGUCGAUGAAGAGAGAGGUCACUUAGUAGAGAUUUGGGAUCCCAUGUCCUCACGAAGAAAGCCCUGGUUGAAAACGAAUGUACCAGAAACGGAACUCGCUUUCGCAGUAAUCUUGAUGUGUGUCGGUACAAUCUUUGAUAGAACUACUACUACUCGUCCUCUACAUUACAAUGGCACCAGUCGAUGACGAUGACCUCUAUGGCGACUUGGACACCAACCUGAAAAAAGCAAGACCAGACAA